Molecule: messenger RNA, 682 nt
Organism: Solea solea (common sole)
Lineage: Eukaryota; Metazoa; Chordata; Actinopteri; Pleuronectiformes; Soleidae
Product: protein S100-P-like
Exons: 2
Coding region: 326-598 (90 amino acids)
Biological process (GO): endothelial cell migration
Cellular component (GO): extracellular exosome; cytoplasm
Molecular function (GO): transition metal ion binding
Source: RefSeq, a predicted model, not a curated record
AGGUGGAAACCUCACAGUGUGAUCUGUCUGUACUUGAAAUGAACCCACACUCGGUCGACUCAGACGAUCACACGUCCUUGUGGCCUGUGUAAUAUUGCAGAACGUAUGCCUGACUUGUUUGUGUUCAGUCUGGGUGUUAGUGAGGACACACCCAGGCGUUGUAGGAUUGAAAUGAUGGUUAAAAACCAGCUCUGACAGGUGACAAACCCACCCUCCGAAAACACCGUAUAAAGACGUGUCUACAGAACCCUCGCACAUCUUCUGCCUAUCCUAUUGACGGCUGCUAUUCUGUGAUUAUUUUACAACCACCUCUCAAGCGGCAGCCAUGACUACAUUAGAGACGGCAAUGGAAAUGCUGGUGAAAGUCUUUGAAACAUACGCAAAGGCUGACGGUGAUAAAGACACUCUCACCAAAGCUGAGCUCAAGAACCUAUUGGAGAAAGAGCUGCCUUGUCUGUGCAAGAGACCCAAGUCCGCUGAGAAAAUCGAAGACAAGAUGAGCAAGCUCAUGGACCUCAACGGGGACAAACUGGUCAAUUUCCAGGAAUUUUUGGUGUUUGUGGCAACUGUGACCUGCCUCUCCCGUGAGACCAAGUGAGCGGGCGCACCACAGCCUCGGGUGACACCGACUGCGACAUGAAAUAUGUGUAGUGUUUGGCUGAAUAAAGUGAGUCUGUCUGGA